Molecule: messenger RNA, 4065 nt
Organism: Biomphalaria glabrata
Lineage: Eukaryota; Metazoa; Mollusca; Gastropoda; Planorbidae
Exons: 7
Coding region: 534-1862 (442 amino acids)
Molecular function (GO): flavin adenine dinucleotide binding; N,N-dimethylaniline monooxygenase activity; NADP binding
Source: RefSeq, a predicted model, not a curated record
UAUCUGGUCUAAAGUUUUAUUGGAUGGUAACAUUCACCGAAUUAUCGAUAAAUGAAAAACAGUUGGCUUUUUCUUCAAACUUCUGUGCGGUCUAUACUCCUAUAGUUUCCAUAACAAUCGACCUAAUUUUCACGUUUCGAAACUUUGAAACAACUAAUGGACAUGAACCGCAUUAAAAAAAAUUAAGUUUAUUUUUAUUUUGAAAGAUUGGCUAAUUACAUUUGAAAAGAAUUGCUGACUUCGUUGUCACAGAAAAAAAAAGUUUGAGAAAUCAUGACCGAAGUUCUUAGUGCUGUGCUGUCUUAGUGGCGAAGCGAAAGAGAGCCAUAAAAAUUAUUAAAAUUGUUUAUCUCCCUUAGUUUUUCAUCCCCAGACAAAAGUGCUUUCGGUUAGCCCUGGAAAUGAAAAUUAAUGAUUCACAGUUGUUUGCUUAAACUUCAAUGAAACUUUGUGACAGUAUCUGAAGACCUAGUGCAGCGUUUCUCUAACUGUAUGGCCGCUAGCCUGACGUGCUGAUAAGGAAACAUUUCAGUAUGGAGACUACAGUAAAAGUUGCUGUAGUUGGUGCAGGAGCAGCAGGUCUUUGUGCACUUAGACAUUUGACAUCUUCUGAACAUGUAGCAAGCAGACAUCGUUUUGAAGUGACUUGUUUUGAGCAGUCCAGUAGGGUUGGAGGCACUUGGAUAUACACUGAACGAACUGGAAGUGACCAAAAUGGUCUUCCUGUACAUUCAAGCAUGUAUAAAAACCUGAGAACUAACCUCCCUGUACAGUGUAUGGCUUUUCCUGACUUUCCUUUCAAGUCGACUCGUCCUUCCUUUGUCACGCAUGAAGUUGUGCUAGACUAUCUGGAGGACUAUGCAUCUCAAUUUGAUUUGUUCAAACAUAUUAAGUUCCAGACAUUGGUCAAGUGGAUCCAACCAGUGAACAUGCAGAGUGAACUAAAGAAGCUACAAUGGGAGGUAACUACAUGUGAUGUUGUGAAUAAAAUAGAACACCAGCCUGAACUGUUUGAUGCUAUACUUGUAUGCAAUGGCCAUUAUGCAGAUCCCAUGAUUCCCGACAUACCAGGCAUGGAAACUUACUCCGGUCAAGUUUAUCACAGCCAUGAUUACAGAGUACCUGAAACUUUUUCUGACAAGGUGGUCGUAAUCUUAGGGGCUGGAAUGUCUGGUCAGGACAUUGUAUUUGAAUUAUCUCCCUUGGCUAAAUGGGUCUAUUUGAGUCAUAACCAACGGCCACUCACUUCCAACUUGCCAGAAAAUUUGACACAGAAACCCGGGAUCAAGAAAAUCACUGGCUCAUUCGUUCAUUUUUUGGAUGGCAGUCAGGUCAUGACGGAUGUGGUGCUGCUGUGUACAGGAUAUAACUACAAGUACAGCUUUCUGGCGCCCCAAUGUGGCCUGAAAGUAGUGGACGGGAGAGUCACCGGACUGUAUAAACAUUUGUUUUGUACGAAAUGUCCAAGUUUGGCAAUUACUGGUGUAUGUAGAGUGAUUUUACCUUUCCCAUUGUUUGAUUUUCAAGUUCGUUUAUUUAGAUCAGUUCUUGAAGGUACAUGUGUCUUACCCAGCAAAGUGUCAAUGGAUGAGGAUACAGAAAAUGAUUACAGAAAACGUCUGGAGGAGGGCAUGCCUCACCGCUAUGCACACAUCAUGGAUAGUCGUCAGUUCAGCUACACCAAUGAUCUGGCAGACAUGACCAAAACGAGCCGGCUUUCACCUUUUUACAGUCAGUUGUAUUACAUGUGUAACGAUCUGAGACAACAGGACCUUGCCAAUUACAAGAACUGCAAUUUCACUAUUAACGAAGCAGGUGAUGUAGUGCUCUUAUCAGCUGAAGAUCUCUAUCUCAAAAUUUGAGGAUAUCUUAGUUUAGAUUUGAUGAUUUCAAAAAUCAGAAUGAAGUUUGAUAUUAUGGUGGAUAAAAUGAACAGAGUUCAAAAAUAUAUUCAGGAGAACAUUAUGUUAAUUAAGACUAUAACGGUAUUGCAUUGCUAUGGGCAAUGACUUGUUGCAUUCAUGUCUUACUUUGUUACUUUAUCUACUGGCUAGAGAAUUUUGGUUACUUUCAUCACAAGAAACAAAUUAUUUACUAAGUUAUUUAAUAUCAUGCAUAAUAAUUUUUUGUGUAAGUCAUUACUUGUGGAUUUGUCAUCGACCCUGCUUCUAAGGAAUGCCUUCUAAUUAUUUAAUUGACUUGGAACUGAAUAAAGAAAAAUGUAUCUUAUCUUUUUUGUGUAGAAAAAAACAGAGUUUAUUGUUAUUUCAAAAACCUUUUUUUAAGAUAAUAAGUACGGUAUCUAAUAAACUUUAUUUCAAAUUCUCUUUACCCUAUGUAAGGCAAAAAAAAAUGUUGUUUAACCCAUUGUUAAACCUAAAACCCCUGGAGUUCCAUGAAUAAUGGAUUUAAAAAAAAACAAAAACAUAAGAUAGAACGUACUAUUUUUUGUUAUAGUUUUAAAAUAUAAUUGUAGCAUACAUUUUAAGUCAUUUAGAUCCAAAAGUAUAUUUUUGCAGAUGUGAUUGUAAACACUGUCAAAUUUUUUUCAAGUUUUAAUUUGUUUUUACAAACUUAUUAACAUAACAAUAAUUCACAGCUUAAAAAUAUGAAAAUAUUUGCUAGAGAAACCACAGCACCUGUUAAAAUAUAAAAUUACUUUUGAUCUGAAUUAGUUGAAGCGAUGUGUUCAGAUUUGUAUGUCUCUGUUACAUUCCUUCUGCUUACAUACCAUAUAUAUAUUGCUAUAACUUAGCCAAAUAACCUCAACGAAAGGAUUAUAAAAUAACAAAAUAGAAUGUUUAAUAACCAAAUAAGAAACUAGAUCUAGAAUUACACUAAUCACAUCACAAGCGUCGUUUUCAUCUCUAAUCAUCGGCCAUCUUGACUUCCUCUGUUCUCUAUCGUGUCCUCUGGUACACAAUGUCGCGCCAAAUGACAGUGCGCAAUGUAGAGUCAUAACACUGCCCCCUCCUUAGUUAUGUUCGUCCCGAACAUGACCAGAUUUUCGCUAGGGCUGAAGAAUUGUCAGUGCAGAUGAAGUUCUGGCAAGAAAGUUAUAGUCCCACUGGAGGCCAGGUCAUAAACACACUGUCAUUUCAAGCCAUCUCCAGAAGGUAGGCCUGUCUACACAUGUCCAUUAACCACAUUAUCAGUGUCCAGUUUCCGCUGAAAUUGAUUCAUCUUUUACUCUGCUUUGUGAAGGCAGUCGUACGCACGUUUGUCAAGUCCAGACCUGUUGAUGAUUUUUCUGGUAUUUGCAUUGUUCAUUCGAGGUGCCGCCCGGACAGUUCUUAUUAAAUUUCUGUCUGCAGUUAGUACUGGUAGCCAAACAGGAGUAUUGGACACAGACCCAACAUUGUCCGAUUUGGUCAUGCCCAUUGAGGCACUAUCAAGGACAUCGAAAGCAAUAGUUUCACUCUGCCUGUAGGUCACUCUUCUAGUUUCUUCAUCUAGCGUUUUCUUUUCGGGUCCGGGCUUAUCGUUGAAAAGGUUGCCACUUUCUUUAUCUUGAAAGCUAGACGCAUCUGAUGUGUCAUUAUGAUCAUCGACGGCGCUGCCACCACCAACACUUUCCUUGUAACUACCCGUAUAGCCAAAACAGUGAUUGGUUGAUGUUUCAAUCUCCGCUCUUCUAGGAUGUAGCUGGCCUUCCAGUUUUAUCCACUUCAGUUUGUCCCUUUUAUGAUACCUGUUUACUGACAGAUUAGACCACUUUGGUAUGGUCGUAUGUUCGAUUCGUUUCACCUGAAUGCCUUCCACACCAUCAUCAAGCAAUGGGAACUCUAUGUGUCCAUAUUGUAAAGUUCCACUUCCAAUGUUUAGAGAUAAACCGAAUUCCUGCAUAAAAUCCAGACCCAGGAUGCAAUCGUCGACAACAUUGGCGAUCAGAAAAUCAUGACUAAAUGGUUGACUUCCUAUUUCAAAAUUAAGCCGUACCUGUCCUAAUAUAGGUAACAGUUCGCCACCUGCCGUUUCAAGAGUAGAGCCAUUCACUCGGAUUAUUUCCCGAUCACCAAUCAGACUGGGUCCAACUAUCGACCGCGUGGCCCCUGUGUCCAAGAG